Molecule: messenger RNA, 1723 nt
Organism: Beta vulgaris subsp. vulgaris (sugar beet)
Lineage: Eukaryota; Viridiplantae; Streptophyta; Magnoliopsida; Caryophyllales; Amaranthaceae
Product: probable tyrosine-protein phosphatase DSP4
Exons: 6
Coding region: 192-1013 (273 amino acids)
Biological process (GO): protein dephosphorylation
Cellular component (GO): cytoplasm
Molecular function (GO): phosphatase activity
Source: RefSeq, a predicted model, not a curated record
CUCUCUCUUACUUUAAGCGUCUAUAUAAACCCACCCGUAGACGCCAAACAUCUUCACACCGCGUAUUUCUCAUUUCUAAUUCAUCUUUCUCUCUCCUCCUUUUUUUUUAACUGUCAUCGAAAAAAAGCAGAAGAUCCUCUCAGAUUCCACCCCCUUUUUUUCUCUCUCUUAAAUUCGCGACUCUCGAAAAGAUGAAGGUGCAGAAAUCCACAUCAAAGUGUGGUGAUUGUACUAAUUGCAGAACUAUCUUCAUCGACGAAAACAACAACAACAUGCUUCUUCAUCAUCAUCAUCAAUGGCGUCUCCUUUCUUCAGAAGAUAGUAAUAAUAAUACUAAUAAUAAUAAUGUUGAUGAUGAUUUAGAAGCGCAGUUCUUCGUUCCGCCAUUGAACUUCUCAAUGGUUGAUAAUGGCGUCUUUCGGUCUGGAUUUCCUGAACCUGCUAACUUUUCUUUCCUUCAAUCUUUAGGCCUUCGUUCAAUUAUUUAUUUGUGCCCGGAGCCAUAUCCAGAAGCUAAUCUAGAGUUCAUCAAGACUAAUGGAAUUAAGCUUUAUCAGUUCGGAAUUGAAGGACACAAGAUGGCAACUAAAAAUAAGCUGUCUGAAGUUGGAUGCUUUACAGAAUCCAACAACUCAAAGAAUAUGCUGAUUCAAUUGGUAGUUUUGAGCUUAGCCAUUGAGUAUAAUGCGACUUCACAGACCUUGGCGAACCCAUCUCUUAUUAUGGAGCCGUUCGUUAACAUCCCAGAUGAUACAAUACGUGAAGCACUGAAAGUUCUGCUUGAUGCAAGGAAUCAUCCAGUUUUAAUUCAUUGCAAAAGAGGAAAGCAUCGAACUGGAUGCCUGGUGGGAUGUUUGAGGAAAUUGCAAAAGUGGUGUUUGUCAUCCAUCUUCGAUGAAUAUCAGCGAUUUGCAGCUGCCAAAGCCAGAGUCUCAGAUCAAAGAUUUAUUGAGUUGUUCGACACGAGUAGCUUCAAGCAUCUACCAAUAUCCUUAUCUGGUUCAAAUAGGUGACAACCAAGUUAUGGUACUCACUACUACAAUAGAAUAAUUUGGAAAGGUAUGAGCUCAUUGAGUACAUUUCUUUUACGAAAGGAAUAUUUGAGUUCGAAGAUACCCUCUCCAACCAAAACUAGAAAUUACUCGGUCAGGAAACAUCAAAGGCAUAUUGCAUUUGGUUCCAAUAAUUACGUGUCUUCUUCAGUUCGCCCUAGUUCAUUAGCUACCAUGUGUUCAUUUUUCUUCAAUUGUAGUUAGAUUUUACGUGUUCUAUGAUCCCACUUGUUUUGUUUAGCUCAGUUUGGUAGUACACUUCUCAGUACUGAAAGACAACAGUUAACUCUACCAGGAUGAAAGCUCAUUACCUUUUCCAUGUUCAAUUGUUUCUGCCGAUAAUUGUAAUGAUGAGAAAGGCAGCCAACCAUCACCUCCAUUACUAAGUUACUAACUGCCCCUCUUUGGCAAUUUCGACGUAGGAAAAUAUCAUAAGGUAUAUUUUGAAUGUACUUGGAGAGACGUUGUAGGGGAAACCUAAUCGAAAUGUGAUUCAUACAAUAGCCAUGAAUUGAAGGGGUUAUGAAAAUCCCCUUCCUAGAUUUGUAGUCAGAUUAUGUGAAAAUUUGUACCAUUGUAAUGGAAUUUCGCAACUGUUCAUGAUGUUACUCUAUAUGAUAGUAUAUGACAUGUAUUGGUCUUCCAGUCUUAAAGGAUACAGUUUUAUGCUA